CAGCUGAAGAUUGUUACGCUCUAAUUUUUUUUGGCUACACACUGAACUCAACGCGCACUUCUCCGAUCUGUGUCUUCUAGCUCGAUCUCCCUCCACAAUGCGUCCCUGAUUCUUUUCCCCUUUCAGUUUCAGAUUGUUGAAGGCUUUGAGUGGAGAAGUGAGUGAUGGCAUCGAAGCAAGGUGUGAAACCGAGGAGAUUCGGAGGAGCGAGCAGCACCUCCAAGGGCGCCGCCAAUUCGCCUACGUCUUCCACCACGUCGUCGUCUAAGCAGUUUCUAGAAACUUCCGUUGACGGACAGAGCUCCCCUGCUUCUUCCUCCGCUCGAAGCAAGCCGCACGCGUUCUAUCCGGAACCUGUGCCGUUGGAGGUACACAGGGCCAAAGAGAAUGUCACCGUCACCGUCCGAUUUCGUCCUCUUAAUCCGAGGGAGAUUCGUCAGGGAGAAGAGAUUGCUUGGUAUGCUGACGGAGAAACCAUAGUGCGAAACGAGUAUAAUCCCUCCAUAGCGUAUGCAUACGAUCGUGUCUUUGGUCCCACGACCACAACUCGUCAUGUUUAUGAUGUUGCUUCUCAGCAUGUUGUUAGUGGUGCUAUGGAGGGCAUCAACGGUACAAUAUUUGCAUAUGGGGUAACAAGCAGUGGGAAGACUCAUACAAUGCAUGGUGAUCAAAGAUCUCCUGGAAUCAUACCUCUUGCCGUGAAGGAUGCUUUUAGCAUUAUCCAAGAGACUCCAAAUCGGGAGUUCCUCCUUCGUGUUUCAUACUUGGAGAUAUACAAUGAGGUUGUUAAUGACUUACUAAAUCCAGCAGGACAGAACUUAAGAAUCAGAGAGGAUGCGCAGGGAAUUCUGCUAUUUAGCUUAAGUACCCAAUCAUUUCUUUAUUCUUGACAAAUUUCUACUUUGAUCACAGAGCACAGACAUGUGGGAUCCACAAACUUCAACCUACUCAGCAGCAGGAGCCAUACAAUAUUUACCCUGACCAUAGAGAGUAGUCCAUGUGGUGAAAAUAGUGAAGGAGAAGCAGUGACACUGUCACAACUGAAUCUCAUCGAUCUGGCAGGUUCUGAGAGCUCAAAAGCUGAAACAACUGGCAUGAGAAGAAGAGAAGGAUCUUAUAUCAAUAAAAGUCUUCUAACUCUUGGAACUGUCAUUUCAAAAUUAACCGAAGAUAAACCCAGUCACAUACCUUAUAGGGACUCCAAACUGACUAGACUACUUCAGUCUUCACUCAGUGGUCAUGGACGUGUAUCUCUUAUCUGCACAGUGACUCCUUCCUCAAGUAGUACUGAGGAGACACAUAAUACAUUGAAGUUUGCUCACCGGGCAAAGCAUAUUGAAAUCCAAGCAGCACAAAACAAAAUAAUUGAUGAGAAGUCACUUAUCAAGAAAUACCAACAAGAGAUUCAAUGCCUAAAGGAAGAAUUGGAACAACUAAAGAGGGGUAUUGUUACAGUUCAACCAAAAGAUACUGGGGAAGAUGACAUUGUGCUUCUAAAACAAAAGUUAGAGGAUGGUCAAGUUAAGUUGCAAUCCCGAUUGGAACAAGAAGAAGAAGCUAAAGCUGCUUUGUUAGGAAGAAUUCAACGGUUGACUAAACUGAUUUUGGUCUCCACAAAAGCAUCACAUUCAACCAGAUUUCCUAACAGGCCUGGUCCUCGUAGAAGACAUUCCUUCGGAGAAGAGGAGGUAUUUCUAGUUUUUGUUGGUUAUCCCUGUUGUUUAUCAGAUGCAAUAACACCAGGAUCCUAUACUCCGUUUUUAAAGACAGGUGAUAAAUCCAGUGGUGCAAAAUCUACUAGCACACCUUCAACACCUCAAGGAGAAAGUGGUAACCAUGCAGAAUCCCGGCUUUCUCAUUCUCUAGCUGCAGAAAGUUCUCCAUCUGCUGAUCUUAUAUCAGAGGCAAGAGAGGAUAAAGAUACUCGCGAGGAUAGUUUAUUGGGACCAGAAACACCUUUGACAAGCAUCAAGUCAGUUGAUCAGAUCGAUCUUCUAAGGGAGCAGCACAAGAUUUUAUGUGGAGAAGUUGCCCUUCAUUCAAGUGCUUUGAAGAGGCUGUCUGAGGAAACAGCACGAAAUCCUCAGGAUGGUCAGAUUCAUGUGGAGAUGAAAAAGUUGAAAGAUGAAAUUAAGGCAAAGAGUGAACAAAUAGAUUUGCUGGAAAAGCAAAUUUCUAAUUCUGUCAUUGUUUCAGAUAAGAUGGAUCAAUCAGGAAUGUCACAGACUGUUUCUGAGUUGAUGGCACAGCUAAAUGAGAAAUCUUUCGAACUUGAGGUCAAAGUAGCAGAUAAUCAUAUAAUUCAAGAACAGCUUAGUCAGAAGAUUGGUGAAUGUGAAAAUCUGCGAGAAACGAUUGCUUCUCUGAAACAGCAACUUGAAGAUGCACUGGAGUUGAGAAAUUUUAGCCCUGCAGCAAAUCAUUCUCAACAUGGUGAACUUCAUCUUGACAAGGGAAAUGAGUUGAUAAAUGAUACAAAUGAAGGGCUGCUUUUACAAGCACAGAUAGAAGAGCUGAAGCAGAAGGUGAAAGAACUAACAGAUGCAAAAGACCAGCUAGAACUUCGAAAUCAGAAACUGGCAGAAGAGAGUUCAUAUGCUAAAGGACUAGCUUCAGCUGCUGCUGUUGAGCUCAAGGCAUUGUCAGAAGAAGUUGCCAAACUCAUGAAUCAUAAUGAAAGACUAGCUGCGGAGCUAGCUGCAUCCAAGAAUUCAUCUUCGCAGCGCAGAACCAGUGGAACUGUACAAAAUGGACGAAGGGAAAGUCAUGGUAGACUCAGACGAAAUGAUCAGGGUGGGUCAAAUGCAGAUGUCAAGAGAGAAUUAGCCUUGAGUAAAGAAAGGGAACUUUCAUAUGAAGCUGCUCUUUUAGAGAGAGAUCAGAAGGAGGCCGAGCUUCAAAGAAAGGUUGAGGAAUCUAAGCAAAGAGAAGCGUAUCUUGAAAACGAGCUUGCUAACAUGUGGGUUCUUGUGGCAAAGUUAAAAAAGUCGCAAGGAGCUGACAAUGAUGCUUCUGCGUCAACCAGAGAGUUUCAAUUUAAUGAGUUUGACAUUUGAUAUUGUGGCUUUCGAGUUGAUCCAUUGUUAGCUUAUCAGAAUUUGGUUUUGAUAGGAGUGGUUUCAGAGAGGAGUGUGUAAAGAUUUGUUUUUUCACAGGAAUGUGUGCUUUUCUCUUCCCCCUCCAUCAUUUUCCUUUUUGGUCCAUAUAAAAAAAGGCUCCCCCAUUUGUAUAAUCCUUGCUUCCCUUCUUUCCUUCAUUGCUCCAAAUGUUGUGCUAAUUUGCCCCCUUUUUAUUUGGUUCGCAUCUCUAUAGGGAUAAUGUUUUAAUGCAUGUAAAGUAAUAUUAUUGGUUUCUAAUGUUCAUUCAUAAUGAAGUUGCGAUUGUGUUUGACCCUUUAA
Molecule: messenger RNA, 3398 nt
Organism: Arachis ipaensis
Lineage: Eukaryota; Viridiplantae; Streptophyta; Magnoliopsida; Fabales; Fabaceae
Source: RefSeq, a predicted model, not a curated record